Messenger RNA from Anguilla rostrata (American eel), 1129 nucleotides. RefSeq names its product free fatty acid receptor 3-like. The transcript is spliced from 2 exons. Lineage: Eukaryota; Metazoa; Chordata; Actinopteri; Anguilliformes; Anguillidae. Gene Ontology annotation, molecular function: G protein-coupled receptor activity. Bases 1 to 879 code for a protein of 292 amino acids. Gene Ontology annotation, cellular component: plasma membrane. The record is from RefSeq and is a predicted model, not a curated record. Gene Ontology annotation, biological process: cellular response to fatty acid; G protein-coupled receptor signaling pathway.
AUGAAGUACUGUGACCAUGUGCUGAUACUGUCCGUCUACAUCCUGACCUUCCUGAUUGGCCUUCCCGCCAACGUCCUGUGCCUCUGUGCCUUGACACUUAAGGUCCAGAGCAAGGCCACGCCCACCGACGUCCUGCUGCUCAACCUGACGGUGUCGGACCUCCUCUUCCUGCUCAUCCUGCCGCUGAAGAUGCACGAGGCUGCGUCCGGCAUGCGCUGGGACCUGCCCUACUUCCUGUGCAGCGUCACCUCCCUUGUCUUCUACUCCACCAUCUACACCAGCUCCCUCCUGCUGAUGGCCGUCAGCGUGGACCGCUUUUGGAGCGUGGCCUUCCCUAUUCACUACAAGCUGCUGCGCAAGCCCGUCUACGCCAUGGUGGGCGCCGCCAUCGCCUUUGUGUUCGGCUCCGCCGGUUGCGGCAUCCUCUUCUUGACCCAGCACCUGCUGCGGGGAAAUGACACCAUCAACGCCUCCGUCUGCUAUGAGAACUUCACGCCGAGGCAGCUGGCGUUCCUCCUCCCCGCGCGGCUUUAUUUGUCCUCCGUCCUCUUCCUCGUCCCGCUCCUGGUCUGCGCCUUCUGCUACCUGAGCUGCAUCCGUCUCCUGUACGCCCGCUCACGGAUCUGCAGCAGGAAGCGGCAGAAGGCCGUGGGCAUGGCACUGGGCACGCUGCUGGUGUUCGUCGUCUGUUUCCUCCCCUACAACCUCUCCCACCUGCUGGGCUACCUGCACGGGCAGAGCCCCCCCUGGAGGUACUACACCGUUCUCCUCAGCACCGCAAACACCUGCCUGGACCCCAUCAUCUUCUACUUCUCCUCCUCCACCUUCCAGGCCACCAUAAAGCACUCCCUCUACAGGCUGCUGGGGUGCCGACUUUGACUUUGUCAACGAUGGCAGUCAGAGUAGAUAUGGCUGAGAUAUCAUUUUUAUGAAUGACAAACCUGUUGGCCAACUCCAUAUUCGUAUGCAGCUAACCAUAAAAGUGUGACAUUGAAUUUUCUUUUUUGGGAAUAGAGCAAUAAUAAUUUAGAAAUAAAUUACAUGAUGAUUUCUUUAGAGUGUGUGUCAACAUAUUUUUAAUCUAGGUGUGGCGAAAUUUGAAAGGUAAUGCCUCAGCUAAUUGCUUGAG